AUGUCCGAACAUUUGGAGUCAAUGGACAUUGACGAUCACCGCCUGGGAGACCGCUCCCCGAAGGUAUCCGCUGGCGGAGAAAAGAACCCCAUGCUAGACAUCGUACGACUCAUACGCCCUAUGCCUCGCUCAUUCAAAGAAACUACUGCAUCUGAGGCACCUAAAGUACCUGAAGUAAAGCCCCAGCGCAGACAACGGAAGUAUGGAUCCCCUGUCGUCCGUCUAAAUGGAACUCUGCACCACGCGCGCUUCAAUGGCUCAGUGGGCAGUCUCGACGUCGAGUGGUCCGAGCGAUCGUGGCGUUCGAAAGUUAACAAGGCGGAUAUGCUUUAUCUCCUAGACCAUGCUGGAGAGGACAUCAGCAUAGUCAAGACGUGGAAUUCAGAUGCUAUAUGCCAGUAUAUGGUUGCAGUGCGGAAGGAUCGGGAUGAUAGGCGGCAGAAUGGAACAGACGGGAAAGUGCAUGCAUUGACACUUCUCGCGAGUAUGGCCACUACCUGGGCAGCUACGGAAGUUGAUGCUGUCGGCGCCGAUGCAGAUGAGAACGAUGGAGACGAAGAAGGAGUUGAUGCAGGUAUCAUUGCAGUCGACCAGCUUGAUACCGAUGCAGAAGGCGACUCUGACGAUGACAUGACCGGUUCCUCUAUCGAGGCGUACUUUACAGUUGACAACGGAAAACCAACGAUUGGCGAGGAAGAGGAAGUUUUCGACGGAGACGGGCUCACUCUCAUUGAAGACGAAGUGCUUUCGCCCACCGUCGAGACGCCUAUCAUUUCCGAAGUCACCGUCGAGGCCGACUCCCAACCCAAGGCCUCUAGCAAGCCUCAUUUUCGGCGAACCAUGACCCUCAGCCGCGCCCGCGAGUCCCUCCUCGCCAUCCAACAACAAGCCUACAACGACGCCCGAAACUCUUUGUUCAAAGACUACGAUAGCUACGUUAUGGCCCACGUUUUCGCGCCUGUCCGCAACACCACUCUCAUACACGAUCACAACGGUAGUGUUGUGUUUUCACAUCAUACUCAAAUGCUGGUGCGCGAUGUUAUACAGGCUCGCGACACUGCGCGGAUAUGGCGCGAUAGAUUGCACAUGGAACAAGGCAAUCAGGUUGCCAAUUUGCAUAGUGUGAAGGCUGGGCGUGAGGAGCUUUGUGAGCGGCUCAUCGCGGUCUUGACUGAUUGGCUUGAGGUUGAGGAUGUAGAUGCUAAGGAACAGGCCAAGAACAUGGUUGAGGAGCUCUUGGAUAUGUAA
Molecule: messenger RNA, 1248 nt
Organism: Parastagonospora nodorum SN15
Lineage: Eukaryota; Fungi; Ascomycota; Dothideomycetes; Pleosporales; Phaeosphaeriaceae
Exons: 1
Coding region: 1-1248 (415 amino acids)
Source: RefSeq, a predicted model, not a curated record